AUGAAAUAUCGCUCAGUUCCGUGCAUCAUUGCAUUCGUGCCACUAUUCUGUGCGAUUGAAGAAACACCUCAAGAAGGGCUGGAGGCGCUGGUGAGCGAGUUUUACCGUGAAUAUUCAGAUAUACAGCUCUUAAAUGCUAGAAGAUUUAUUCAGUAUUUCAAUGAAGAUACAUGCCAAAAAGAAGACGGCUAUGUUGAUUUUGAAAAUAAGGUAAUGCCAUUGCUAAGCUGUAUGGAUAGCAGAUUCAAGCCAACAAGGAAUAUCACAGCUGCAGCCUGGGAUGUAGAUUUGAGCGCUGUCCAGAAACAAUUCCAGAGGCUCAUAGACACAAAUUUUUUUCACAAGGACACUCUUGCCCAUGGAUCUGCAGAUAAUCCUAUGCUAAAACAGGCCGGCAUUAAUUCAAGAAAGAGCGGAAUCUAUGCUUGA
Molecule: messenger RNA, 429 nt
Organism: Vittaforma corneae ATCC 50505
Lineage: Eukaryota; Fungi; Microsporidia; Nosematidae
Exons: 1
Coding region: 1-429 (142 amino acids)
Source: RefSeq, a predicted model, not a curated record